AACCUUCGCCUCCUGCUGUGGCCUGUCAAUGCGCGUGCGGCAACCUUGGCCUGCACGGCUGCUAUUUCUAGAAUCGACCCCGUUUGCCUUGGCCGUUUCCAUGAAUGGCAUCAACGGCAUAGACCACUCCACACACUGACGGGCAUUCUGUGAUUACCGUAUAAUACGACCGCUUCCUGCUCUCCAAAUCUCGUCUUUCCCACUCCCAUCAUCCCACUGAUCCCAUCCACUCCAGCUCUCGCCCUCCCACGCAAGAGUAUUUCCUUUUGUUCACUUUAUUUUCCUACUGUUUUUCUUACUUGUUUUCGUACCAACCGCUAUAAUGGCUCCCCGCCAGGACACCUCCCCCUUCCGCAAGCUGGUCCUCGUGCCGCUGUGGCUGAUCCGCGACCUCGUCAUGACCAUCAACAUCGCCCUAUUGGCCCUAAUCAUCUUCACCUUUGCCUACGCCGACCGCACGAACAAGCACGACGAGCUCGGCGCCAGCUGGCAGAACCUCCGCAAGAGCGGCAUCACCGCCGUCGCCGUCAUCGCCAUCGCCUCCGUCAACAUGGCCAUCAUCCUGCUGUGCCUGAUCCUCGACCUGGUCUGCCUGGUCAAGCGCAUCCGCCACUCCCUCACCCCCAGGUUCUUCCUGGUCACCAACUGGAUCCAGACCAUCAUCUGGACCGUGCUCUUCGCCCUGUCCAUGGUGGGCACCCGGGCCGUCGCCCCCAUUGUCAUUGCCGUGAUGAUCUACCUCACCUUCAUCGGCAUGCUCAUCUACGCCAUCGUCGUCUACCGCCACGAGAAGCGCAACCCGCCUGUGGACGAGCACAACAAGAUGGACUUUGUGCACCAGCCCCACAUGGCCUAAACGGCUCGAUGGCACCGUCGCCACGCUCGAGAGUCUCAGGGCGCAGCAAGCGCCCGUGUUUUACGAAUCUCCUAUCUGUCUUGUUUUGCCACAGCCCUUGUUCAAGCUGUUCCUAGCGUUUUAUCCCCAUUCUUAGCCGCCUCGCGAGUCACUACCUAGGCUGGCUGCAGUUUACGAUGCAUCUCACAAGGAGUAUCGACUGCUUCUCAGAGUAGCACUCUGCUUAUUUUCUCGUUCCAUCAAGCUCUCCUUGUGGUGCCGUCUCGUGACACGAUGUUGAACUAUGCAUCCGCCCCCAAAUACAUCACAAAUGCCCGCCAUAUGUCCACUCCCCCAUUCGUGCAUGGAAACCCCCAAGACCCCACUCACCAACAUCCGUGC
Gaeumannomyces tritici R3-111a-1 is the source of this 1237-nucleotide messenger RNA. RefSeq lists its product as hypothetical. The record is from RefSeq and is a predicted model, not a curated record. Bases 323 to 856 code for a protein of 177 amino acids. Lineage: Eukaryota; Fungi; Ascomycota; Sordariomycetes; Magnaporthales; Magnaporthaceae. The transcript is spliced from 2 exons.